Microdochium trichocladiopsis is the source of this 1032-nucleotide messenger RNA. RefSeq lists its product as uncharacterized. Bases 56 to 733 code for a protein of 225 amino acids. The transcript has a single exon. Lineage: Eukaryota; Fungi; Ascomycota; Sordariomycetes; Xylariales; Microdochiaceae. The record is from RefSeq and is a predicted model, not a curated record.
UUUUUUUUUUUUACCAUCACAUCCUUCGUGCUUGCGCAAGUCAAGUCAAAUCACAAUGGCCAGUCAAGUCACAACGACCACCCCGAGCCUCGGCGCUAGCGAAUCACUCGUGAUGAACCCCCGUCAGCUCUUCAGUAAGGCCGCCAACGCUCGGCUGACUGGCCGCAGCCGGGUGAGCAUCCUCCUUGCGGUCUCGAUCGCGUUUAUAUUCUCGGUAGCCAUCAACCUGCACGCCCUCUACGAUCGUAACUCCUAUGGGUAUCGCGGCGGCAACCCCAAGCAUACCGUCACCAUGACGUUCCUGGUCCUCCUGAGCUUGAUCCUGCUGGCUAUUCUGUCCACCGUGACACGCAACUUCCUAUCCAGUCUCAUCGUCGGGCUGACCGGCAUGGGCCUGUACAUCUAUAUCACGUUCCUCGUGGACCCCUGGACACAUGGACAUGGCCGCGUCAUUGCUACCUGGUCGGUCCUCACCUUCUGGAUCUUCUUCGUGGUCGAGGCAGUCCUGGGGUACGGCUAUCAAGCCACUGGCUGGAUGGAGGCGAGGCUCGAGGACAGGGACCUUGGCAGGAUCCGGCUCGGCUCCGACGAGGCCAACACUGUGCUCCCGCACGAGGAGUACCGAGACAUCCCCACACCGCGAGCGCUGCAGGUCGAUCAAGUUGCAGCAGUCGCUGCCCUGGAUCUCGAGAGGGGCGAGCGGUCGCCCCCCAAGGCCGACUCUGUUGCUUAGAGCUGUGGGUACAUUCUUCCUCUAUGGUCGAGUCGAUGGAUGUGGCGCCCACAGCUUCGGGUUGGCUGGCCCGGUCUGUUGUAGACCUCUGUUUCUGAUUAGGACUGCAUGGAACGUGGAAGCCAGGAGGAUUGGUGCCAGGUGGUGGAGCAGAGGGUUGUGUUCUCGCUGGCGGGAACGUGAAGCCUAGAGAGAAUGUCGUGUGAAACAUUUUAGAACUGUGUGGGAGGUCUGAUAUGGAAUGACUCCAGACAGUACUUGAGGCCUAGUCAACUCUCAACACUCCCCGAAGCUACCUG